This is a messenger RNA of Striga asiatica, 1407 nucleotides long. NCBI's taxonomy places the organism in Eukaryota, Viridiplantae, Streptophyta, Magnoliopsida, Lamiales, Orobanchaceae. The record is from the annotation of a GenBank genome assembly.
AAAUUAAUUAAUUUAGAAAAAAUUGCAUUUGAAAGGAACAAAUUUAAUUGAAUUAGAAAGAAAAUAAAUUUCAUACUAUAUAUCUUUUUCUAAUAAUUUUUUGACAAAUAACAAAUAAAAUAAUUGUAAUGCUUUUCUCCCCCAAAAAAAUGGAAAAGGCAAACGCGGGACACUGCCUAGCAGCUUACGCAUAGGAAGAAUGGAAGAAGCUCGUUCACAGAGCCACAACUCCACACCGCAGCCGCCGCCGUCAUCAUCAUCCCCGGCGGCGGCGCGGCUGUGGAGGCCAGCUGCACAGCGGAACCUGAGGAACCAGUGGACGAAGCUCAAUUCUCUCCGCCAAGACUGGCGCGCUUCAACCUCCGCCGCCCGCUCGCACGCCACCGCCAUUGUCAACUCGUACCUCUCCCAAAGGUAUAUGGAUGGAAUGGACUUUGGUGUACUGAGUGACAUGCCUAAUAUCAGGAAGAAAGCUUGUGCCAAAUUGUUGAAGCAACAGGAGCUUUACAGAGGCAAACUAUUGUCAUCUUACAGAGACAUGGUUGCAGUUGUGAUGCAAAUGACUCAUUGUUGUAAAUCUAUGAGGUGUUAUUUUAGAGGGACAAGCAGUAGUCCAGUAGCCCAGUUUUCUUCAUCCUCAGAAGAUGGCAAUGACAACGGUGACUGUGGUGGAAUUCCCGUGUUUGCAUUUUAUUCGGUUUCUUAUUUUGAAGAACUAGCUUGGGAGAUUGUUCGAAUGUUCAUAUCAGAAUUACAAGUGAAGAGGGUGCUUGUCUUGGAAUUGCUUUCAAUAUAUGAUGAAAAAGUUGCAGAGGCUAAUAGAUUGCAUUGGCCUGAUGAGUUAUACGAGGGAGAAUUUAGCGAGUUGAGCACAUUGAACUUGUACUCUGAAGAAACUCAACAGCCAAAAUUUCCAUCCCUUGGAAGUUGCGAAUCUACUAUUCCUAUAUUGCCGUCCGAAAAACAGCCGGAUAGCAAUGUUUUACAGGUUUACAUAACCACAUGGAUGGUAGAGGUGAACAUAGAUAGAUGCAGAAUGGACGAAAUAUUUGCCACCGUAGGAGGGGAGAUGCGUGUCGACUUUGUUGAAACAUUUGGUUGAUGAGUUGAGGGGAUAAAAAGAAACACUUUUGUGGGGUUUGCGGCAAUUUUGGAAGUGCCCAAAAUAUUAAAAGUUAUCAGAAAGUUGUAGUUGCUAUGCUUUCAUAAAUGUAACAAUUUUUAAAAAUGUUUCUUGAUUGAAUGAGUGCCCCAUAGAAUCCUUUUGUAAUGCCGAUUAGUGUUAUAAUUCAAAGGAUAGCACUUUUAACUAAAGACUAAAGAAUGAACAUUAUUGGAGAAGUUUGACUGUUUGAGUAACAGACUAGUUAAAUGUUUUUCCGCACCAUGAAUGAUAAUGAGGUUCAG